Messenger RNA from Colletotrichum spaethianum, 213 nucleotides. Its product is annotated as secondary metabolism regulator LAE1. The transcript has 2 exons. The record is from RefSeq and is a predicted model, not a curated record. Bases 1 to 213 code for a protein of 70 amino acids. NCBI's taxonomy places the organism in Eukaryota, Fungi, Ascomycota, Sordariomycetes, Glomerellales, Glomerellaceae.
AUGGUUAAGAAAAUCUACCAAGCUCUGAAGCCAGGCGACUACCUCGAGAUCGGAGGAUUGGAACUUUCGCCCGGCUGUGACGACGACAGUGUGCCCAGAGAUUCAUACCCCUGGCAGUGGCAUAGCCUUCUUCAAGAGGCCGGCUUCGUCGACAUCACCCGGAAGGAUUACAUCUGGCCGCUCAAUUCGUGGCCCGCGGACUCUCAUCUGUGA